Melospiza melodia melodia is the source of this 921-nucleotide messenger RNA. RefSeq names its product mas-related G-protein coupled receptor member H-like. Gene Ontology annotation, cellular component: membrane. The record is from RefSeq and is a predicted model, not a curated record. The transcript has a single exon. Gene Ontology annotation, biological process: G protein-coupled receptor signaling pathway. Gene Ontology annotation, molecular function: G protein-coupled receptor activity. The coding region runs from base 1 to 921 and encodes 306 amino acids. NCBI's taxonomy places the organism in Eukaryota, Metazoa, Chordata, Aves, Passeriformes, Passerellidae.
AUGGAGGUGACCACCGUGUCCCCAUCUCCUGCCUCACCCACUGAAGGGGAUGAUCUGUGUGAGACAGAUGUCACUGAUGUGGCCAUACACAGUGUGACCCUGCUCAUCUGCCUCUCUGGGCUGGCUAUGAAUGGGGCUGUCAUCGGCCUCCUCAGCCUGAGAAGCAGGAACUCUGACUUCUUUGACCUGGCUGUCAUGGACUUCCUCUUCCUCCUCUUUGCGGUCCCAUCUGCCCUCCUCAUCCUGGUGGAGGAUGUGUCCUGCUCUCAUAUCUUGCCCCUGCUGUACCUGAAUUUCCUUUUCCAGCUGUCAGUGGUGUCCCCCUACUGGGGGCUGUUGUGGUUGAUAGGUGGCCGUAAUUUGCAGUGUGUGUACAAGCUCUGCUGGCUCUGCUGCCACUGGGAGCUUCCUGAGCGCCUGUUGUGGGUGCUGGGCACUGUCCAAUACUGGGCCUUCUUUGCUGUCUUCACUGUCAUUCCCAUGGUGACAUUCCUGUGUCCAUCACAGCAGCAGGAGCACUGCCGGGCAGUUUUCAUCUCCAUGUACACCCUCAUCCUGCUCCUCUUUGCUGCACCUGUGGCCAUUUCUCACACAGUCGAUUUCAUCAAGUCCAAGCAGGGCUGCCAGCAGCAGCAACCAAUGAGGCGCGACAUCGUGAUCGUCAUCAUUGCGCUCUUCACUCUCCUCCUCAACCUCUUCAAUUUCCUGCAGCAGCUCGGUUACAUCACUGUGUCCUCACAAGUUGUUUUCGUGCUCACCUGCAUCCACAGCAGCAUCAAACCCUUCAUCUACUUCUUGGCAGGGAGGCACUGGAGGCCCUGCUCCGUGCAGUCCCUCCAGCUCUCCCUGCAGAGGGUCUUUGAGGAGCCGAAAGUAAGAACAGCCCGCAGAAAUUAUCCUGCCAUGGACACGGGGGUCUGA